Messenger RNA from Eublepharis macularius, 4071 nucleotides. RefSeq names its product propionyl-CoA carboxylase subunit alpha (gene PCCA). Bases 41 to 2215 code for a protein of 724 amino acids. The record is from RefSeq and is a predicted model, not a curated record. Gene Ontology annotation, cellular component: mitochondrion. The transcript is spliced from 24 exons. NCBI's taxonomy places the organism in Eukaryota, Metazoa, Chordata, Lepidosauria, Squamata, Eublepharidae. Gene Ontology annotation, molecular function: metal ion binding; propionyl-CoA carboxylase activity; ATP binding.
CCUAGGCUGCCGAAGAGAGCCUUGCGGCUGCUGUGAGGCGAUGGCGGCGACGGCCUUUCUGCGCCGGGCGGGGGCUUGGCAGCCGUUGCAGCCGGGCGUCCUGGAGCGACUCUCCGUGGCGCGGAAGUGUGUUUCACGGGUUUCAAGAUGGAGAUGGUGCCUUAUUACAUCUUGUGGCUUGCACUCAACUGUAUAUGAUCCUAAUGAAAAAACCUUUGAGAAACUUCUUAUUGCCAACAGGGGAGAAAUUGCCUGUAGAGUAAUUAAAACCUGCAAGAAGAUGGGAAUUAAAACAGUUGCUAUACACAGCGAUGUUGAUUCCAAUGCUGUCCAUGUGAAAAUGGCGGACGAAGCAGUCUGUGUUGGCCCAGCUCCCACUAGUAAAAGCUACCUCAACAUGGAUGCUAUCAUGGAAGCCAUUAAAAAAACCCGGGCCCAAGCUGUCCACCCAGGAUAUGGAUUUCUUUCAGAAAAUAAAGAAUUUUCAAGGCGUCUGGAAUUCGAAGGUGUUGCUUUCAUUGGACCAGACAUGCAUGCUAUCCAAGCGAUGGGGGACAAGAUAGAAAGCAAACUCUUAGCCAAGAAUGCAAAGGUCAACACAAUACCUGGUUUUGAUGGGGUGGUCAAGGAUGCAGAUGAAGCUGUCAGGAUUGCGAGGGAAAUUGGCUAUCCUGUCAUGAUCAAGGCUUCAGCUGGUGGUGGUGGGAAAGGCAUGAGAAUCGCAUGGGAUGAUGAAGAGACCAGGGAAGGUUUUAGGUUUUCAUCUCAGGAAGCUGCUUCAAGUUUUGGCGAUGAUCGAUUGUUAAUAGAAAAGUUUAUUGAUAACCCUCGUCACAUAGAAAUUCAGGUGUUGGCUGAUAAGCAUAACAAUGCAUUAUGGCUGAAUGAAAGAGAAUGUUCCAUUCAGAGAAGAAAUCAGAAAGUGAUUGAAGAAGCACCAAGCACUUUUUUGGAUCCUGCUACACGUAGAGCAAUGGGAGAACAAGCCGUAGCUCUUGCCAAAGCUGUAAAAUACUCAUCUGCUGGAACAGUUGAAUUCCUGGUAGACUCAAAAAAGAAUUUCUAUUUCUUGGAAAUGAACACUAGACUUCAGGUUGAACAUCCCAUCACAGAAUGCAUUACCGGUCUGGACCUAGUCCAAGAAAUGAUCCGUGUUGCUAAGGGUUACCCUCUCAGGCACAAACAGGCUGAUAUUCCCAUCAACGGCUGGGCUGUUGAAUGUCGAGUAUAUGCUGAGGAUCCCUACAAAUCUUUUGGACUGCCAUCUAUUGGUAGGUUGUCUCAGUACAAAGAGCCGCUGCAUGUGCCCCAUGUUCGUGUUGACAGUGGCAUACAACAAGGAAGUGAAAUCAGCAUUUACUAUGAUCCCAUGAUUUCAAAGCUGAUCACCUACGGAUCGAAUAGAGCUGAAGCUCUGCAACGGAUGGAAGAAGCCUUGGACAAUUACGUAAUAAGAGGUGUAGCCCAUAAUAUUGCUUUACUACGGGAAGUGAUAACCCAUCCACGCUUUGUCCAAGGAGACAUCAGCACUAAGUUUCUGCCUGAUGUGUAUCCAGAUGGCUUUAAAGGACAUCAGUUGACAGAUUCAGAAAAAAGGGAACUCUUAGUAACAGCGGCAUCUUUGUAUGUGGCUGAACAGCGUAGAUCGCAGAGAUUUCUAGGGAUUCCAAGGGCAUCUGUAGUUAAACCUGAUGCAAGUAACUGGGAGCUGUCAGUCCAACUGGGAGAUGCAACUCACUCAGUUAUAGCUUCAUGUCAAGGGUCAACAUUCUUGGUGGAAGUUGAUGGGAUAAAACUUAGCGUGACUGGUGAGUGGAACUUGGCUUCAGCCCUCUUGCCUGUUUCUGUGGAUGGCAUUCAGAGAACUGUACAGUGCCUUUCACGGGAUGCCAGUGGAAACUUUAGCAUUCAGUUCCUUGGUACAGUGUACAAGUUACGUAUCCUGACCAAGCUUGCCGCAGAGCUGAGCAAAUUCAUGCCCGAGAAAGUGGUGGAGGACAGCAGUAGCAUCCUGAGAUCCCCCAUGCCUGGAGCAGUGGUGGCCGUUUCUGUAAAGCCUGGAGAUAUGGUUGUGGAAGGGCAGGAGAUCUGUGUGAUUGAAGCUAUGAAAAUGCAGAACUGUCUGGUUGCUGCUAAAACUGGCAAGGUGAAAGCUGUGCACUGCAAGGCUGGUGAAACUGUUGGGGAAGGAGACGAGCUUGUGGAACUAGAAUGAAACCAUUUCUUUCAUGUCACGUCACAAUGGGACUUUGUGGCUGUGUUUAGAGAACACAACACAUUCUAUUUAAAACAGAGGUUUUCUGGCAUAGGGCUGAUCACAGCCUGUUUGCUGUGUUCACCCUUCCCUUGCUGUUCCCUCUUUGUGUCUUAGGCAGAACAUGAUUCAACUCUUCCCAGUUUGAUCAAGCUCCAGUUCUAAGUUAGGGUUUAUCCAAACUUUAGAAUCCUGUCUGGGUGGGAACAAGCUUCGCUUUAGGAUCCUGUAUUUGGACAUCAUGACAAACGGGAGGGACAUGCUGCCAAAUAUCACCACUCUCAAAAUCAAAUGAGUCCCAAUGUAACUAGAGAAUUGUGACUUAAUCAUUGCUAGGACAUGGGUUCUUUAAAUCUGUAUUGCACAAAGGAUUACGGGCCGUAUGGCAAACCCUGCAAAAGACAGCAAUAAAUUUGCCCUGGUUCUCCGACUUCACUCCUUUUCUAAAUAUCUGUACAUCUGUCCACAGUUCUACUGGUAUCAAACAAUCAUUAAAACAAUACAUUUGAAUAUAAACACUGUAUGCGUCAUCUGACUCCUUCACAACAUUGACACUUUAGUUUUAAAGCACCCUGUAGCUAUGCAGUGGAAUGAGACAUCAAAUGAACUUCAGACUGCAGGUGAGGGGCACAGUUUUUGAACUGUCCUCCUAAAUAAAAAUUUCCUCUUAAGUAUAUCACUGCAGGGUGAAAGAUGGGCUUAAAUUCUCUCGCUUGUGUGCUAAGCUUCUACUUUCAAAGUAGGGCUUUUAAGAAAACAGUAUUCCUCACCUGCAGUCUGAUGUGGUAUAGUCCAUUUCAUCCUCUCAGGUCUCUACUGCAGCAUUCUGCCACAUCUGUACUUCUGGCAUAAGGGGCGCAUCAUUAACCAUAUUUUGCUUCUCUUCACCUCGAAUUGGAUCCAGACUAAAUUUUCCAGUGCUAUAAUGGAACUUUCCUCCCCUGUGCAUCACCACUGCAGCCCACAAUUCCAGAAGAUGCUGUUCCUGGGGAAUGGGAGAAGCUGAGAAAUGGCGGGGUGGUGGUGGUGUGGCUGCUGCAAGAAGGGGGAAAUCAAUGGAUAUUGCCAACCCUUACUAUACAGUGUGUUUUUAGAGCUGAUUGUUUUUUGCAUCUUGUAGUCUGAGCUCCAAGUCUCUUAAUAAUUGAAUACUGGUAGACCUAGGAAUGCCUUAACAUAAUUCUUAGAAAAUAUAUUCAACAGCAGCAGGUACUGCAGGGAGCCUCAGUGUCACCUAAAACUCUCUUAAAUGGCCUACCUCAACCUGAACUCCCUCCUUUACUUGUAAGAUGGAAUGGUCAGCAGGCCAGGAUAGCCUAGGACCAGCAGUAUCUCUUUUCUUCCUUGACUGUCCAGCCAUUCUGUGUAACUCAGUUCACUUGUACAUUAAACACCAGUGUUGCCACAUAAAGGUAUUCCGCUUCAAUGCCUUUCUUAAAAAUACGUGGGUUUUUUUACAGAAUAGCUCUUUGACUUUUGCUGCAUGAACUAUGCCACAUUUCAGGAUAUAAAAGGGGAGGAGCCCUUUCUUUUGUCCAUUUUUGCCAUUUUUUUUAAACACAAAAGAGCAAUACCAAUGUGGUGAGGAUCUGGGAAUAGUAAGCAACAGAAGUGUGUGUGUGUGUGUGUGUGAAGGUUUGACAGACAGGUUCAACAAAUGCAGUCUAGCCCCAGCUGUAGGGCCACAUUACUAUUUCCAUCACAAGUUGAUGCUUCCCACCCUGCCGCUUCUGUACCAUUGAGAUCACACUCCACUGAUAACGCCCACUUCCUGUGUUACCAAACUCUGUCAAGACCAUAAGAAUACUGAACUUUGC